Balaenoptera acutorostrata (minke whale) is the source of this 4121-nucleotide messenger RNA. It is a transcript of the gene SLC26A6, whose product is annotated as solute carrier family 26 member 6. Bases 16 to 2631 code for a protein of 871 amino acids. Gene Ontology annotation, biological process: transmembrane transport. Gene Ontology annotation, cellular component: membrane. The record is from RefSeq and is a predicted model, not a curated record. Gene Ontology annotation, molecular function: chloride transmembrane transporter activity; secondary active sulfate transmembrane transporter activity; oxalate transmembrane transporter activity. The transcript is spliced from 21 exons. Lineage: Eukaryota; Metazoa; Chordata; Mammalia; Artiodactyla; Balaenopteridae.
GCUUGCCCACCCGCCAUGGGGCUGUCGGAAGCGCCGGGAGGAGGGGCCACGGGGCUCGAAGAUCUCUGUGAGCCGGCAAUGCCAAGAGUCUCUGAGGAUCGUCCUCGCACCCAUUCCACUGCAUCCUCCAACGGGGACAUCCAGGUUAGGGGCCCUUUCCAGGCAAUGGAGCUGAGGAGGCGAGAUUACCAUGUGGAGCGGCCACUGCUGAACCAAGAACAGCUGGAGGAGCUGGGGAGCCGGAGCUCAGCAACUGGGACCCUCCAGUGGCGAACCUGGUUUCGGUGCUCCCAUGCUCGGGCCCAAGCCCUUCUGCUCCAGUACUUCCCAGUUUUGGCCUGGCUACCCCAGUAUCCUGUGCGUGAUUGGCUUCUGGGUGACUUGUUGUCUGGCCUGAGUGUGGCCAUUAUGCAGCUACCACAGGGCCUGGCCUAUGCCCUCCUGGCUGGACUGCCCCCCGUGUUUGGCCUCUACAGCUCCUUCUAUCCUGUCUUUAUCUAUUUCCUGUUCGGCACUUCCCGGCACAUCUCCGUGGGCACCUUUGCUGUCAUGUCCGUGAUGGUGGGCAGUGUGACAGAAUCACUGGCUCCAGAUGAAGCCUUCCUGCAGGCCUCAAACUCCACUGUCGAUGUGGCGGCCAGAGAUGCUGCUCGAGUGCAGGUGGCCUCCACACUCAGUGUCCUUGUUGGCCUCUUCCAGGUGGGGCUGGGCCUGAUCCAUUUUGGCUUCGUGGUCACCUAUCUGUCAGAGCCUCUGGUCCGAGCCUAUACCACAGCCGCGUCUGUGCAGGUCUUCGUCUCGCAGCUCAAGUAUGUGUUUGGCCUCCAUCUGAGCAGCCGCUCUGGGCCACUGUCCCUCAUCUAUACAGUACUGGAGGUCUGCUGGAAGCUGCCCCACACUGUGGUCGGCACCAUGGUCACCGCAGUUGUGGCAGGGGUGGUGCUCGUGCUGGUGAAGCUGUUGAAUGACAAGCUGCGGCGACAACUGCCCAUGCCGCUCCCCGGGGAGCUGCUCACGCUCAUCGGGGCCACAGGCAUCUCCUACGGCGUGGGACUGCAGCACAGAUUUGGGGUGGAUGUCGUGGGCAAAAUCCCUGCAGGGCUGGUGCCCCCAGUGGCCCCCAGCCCCCAGCUGUUCGCCAGGCUUGUGGGAAAUGCCUUCGCCAUCGCUGUGGUUGGGUUCGCCAUUGCCAUCUCGCUGGGGAAGAUCUUCGCCCUGAGGCAUGGCUACCGGGUGGACAGCAACCAGGAGCUGGUGGCACUUGGCCUCAGUAACCUCAUCGGGGGCAUCUUUCAGUGCUUCCCUGUGAGCUGCUCUAUGUCUCGGAGCCUGGUACAGGAGAGCACCGGGGGCAACACACAGGUGGCUGGAGCCAUCUCCUCCCUCUUCAUCCUCAUUAUCAUCGUCAAACUUGGAGAACUCUUCCAAGACCUGCCCAAGGCAGUCCUGGCUGCUGCCAUCAUUGUGAACCUGAAGGGCAUGUUGAUGCAGUUCACCGACAUACGCUCCCUCUGGAAGGCAAAUCGAGUGGAUCUGCUCAUCUGGCUGGUGACCUUUGUGGCCACCAUCCUGCUAAACCUGGACCUUGGCCUGGCAGUUGCGGUAGUCUUCUCCCUGCUGCUCGUGGUGGUCCGCACACAGCUGCCCCACUACUCUGUCCUGGGGCAGGUGCCAGACACAGAUAUUUACAGAGACGUGGCAGAGUACUCAGAAGCCAGGGAGGUCCCCGGCGUGAAGGUCUUCCGCUCCUCGGCCACCAUGUACUUUGCCAACGCUGAGCUCUACAGUGACACGCUGAAGCAGAGGUGCGGUGUGAACGUGGACCACCUCAUCUCCCAGAAGAAGAAACUGCUCAGGAAGCAGGAGCUAAAGCUGAAGCGACUUCAGAAAGAGAAUAAGCUCCCGAAACAGGCUGCCGCCUCCAAAGGCACUUCCAUUUCCAUCAAUGUCAACACCAGUGUCACAGACAUCGAGAGCAACGAUGUGGAGGGCUCCAAGGCCAAGCAGGUGAGCGCAGGGACUGAGCUAGAGGAUACAGCAGCCAGGGGUCAAGAAGAUGCCAAGGCCCCAGACAUGUCCUCACUGAAGACCCUGGGCCUGCCUCAGCCAGAUUUCCACAGCCUCAUCCUGGACCUGAGCUCCCUUUCCUUCGUGGACACUGUGUGUCUCAAGAGCCUGAAGAAUCUCCCGUGGUCACGCAGCUUGAGGUGGGACACUUCUUCGAUGCAUCUAUCACCAAGCAGCAUCUCUUUGCCUCUGUUCACGAUGCUGUCAUCUUUGCACUCCAACACCCGAGGUCCAGCCCUGUCAACCCUGUUUUGGUUACCAAACUCUGACCGUGCUGCCACCUUGCCUGAGACUGCCCACCUCUGGAGGUUGCGACAGGGUACCCGUGAGGACCCCCUACCCCUGGGCUGCCUCCAGAUGUCACCUGGGAGUCCCCUCCGUACACACGCACAUAACUCAGGGAUGGAGGUCCUGGGACUCCAAGUUCAGUGCUCUAGGCCUGGGAUAAGGCACUGGCCGAGUUGGAGGAGCAUGCAUGUUUUUAGCCUCAGGAAUAAAGAUUUGUUUGCCCAAUGCCAGGCUCUGCUGUGGCUUGGUGGGGGCUUGGCAGGGGCAAGGGUAUAAUCCACAGCCCUGGCUCCUGACCCUUCUUAUGCCCCAAAGUGGGAAUUGGGGUCGGAAGUUGGGGGGAAAGUUCGGGGAGGGCAGGGUCAGGCAGGGGGAGUGUGGAGCAGGAGGGAGAGCUGCGGGGCUAGGCCCAGGAUGGGGGCGUCCCAGGUCCAAGUUCCUCCCCAGCCACGCGCAGCCCUCGGCACCUGUGUCCUCGGCUGUAAAAUGGUUGGAAUCAGAGCUGCUUCUCAGGAAUGACCUGUUCUCAGGGACCCCUGAUAAGAUGCAGAGCAGGCCUGGCACUACUGGGCAGCCCCUGGAGGGUGUGGUGUGAACACCUGAGCAACCAGCCGAGGAAGCACAGGGUAUUCACAGGUGUUGCCAGUCUGCAUUGAGAAGUAAGAAUAUGGGAAUUCCCUGGCAGUCUAGUGGUUAGGACUCAAUGCUUUCACUGUCAAGGGUGAGGGUUCGAUCGAUCCCUGGUUGGGGAACUAAGAUCGCACAAGCAGCAUGGUGCAGCCAAAAGAAAAGAAAAGAAAGGAAAGAAUGUGCAUGAUUGAUUUACCUGGGAAAAAUGCUUAUUUGUAUAAUUAGAUCACCUGGGCUUUGCAGGUCACCAUCAGCCAAGAACCACGUGUUGAUUUCUGCCAUAAAACACCAACAUCUGGGCAUGUGGCCCAGUGGGCAGCAAUGGGCCUUCAGGCCAGCUGAUACUGAGUGACUGGGGGCCAGGGUAGGGGGGGAUCGAACCUUUCUGGGCCUCAGUAUCCUCAUCAGGAGAGCAGAAAUGGUAAUAGUACCCACUUCACAGGUUCCUCAAUGAGUAUUAAAUGAGUAAAUGCCACAAACAGCUUGCAACAGUGCUGGGCUCACGUGACCUGCCAAAACAAGUGAGCCUGCCGUUCGCAGGUCCCGACCAGGCCCUGGGCUCUGUGCUGGACCAGUGGACAGAGGCUGCCCUGCCCUGCAAGUCACAGAGGCACCCCUUGCCUGGCUGUUUCUAUCCUGGCCUGUGUUAGUGCCCUGCUCUGUGUUCACAAAUCAUCUGUCCUUUCCCCACCCCCAAAACCCUGCCCAGGAAGUCAGGGCCCUUUGUCACACUGCCUCCAGGCACCAGGAACAGCGCCGGGCACAAGGAAGUGCUUGGUAAAUACUGGUUAAGUGAACCUAUGUACUGGAGUGGAAGGUAAACCUCAAACAUGAACUUGCAGAUACAGGCAGACCUUGUUUUAUUGCACUUCGCCGAUACUGUGUUUUUUACAAAUUGAAAGUUUAUGGCAACCCUGAGUCAAUCAAGUCUUUUGGUGCCAUUUUUCCAGCAUCAUUUGCUCACCGCAUGUCACUGUCACAUUGUGGUAAUUCUCGAAGUAUUUCAAACUUUUUCAUUAUUAUUAUAUUUGUUAGGAGGAUCUGUGAUCAGUGAUCUUUGAUGUUACUACUGUGACUCGCUGAAGGCUCAGAUGAUGGUUAGCAAUUUUUAGCAAUAAAGUGUUUUUUUAAAUUAA